ACAGUCGUAACUCUUUACUACUCUUACAAUCUCCUUCUUCAGAAAACAGCACUCUUUCUCUUCUUCUUUUCUUUCUCAUCAGUAUCAUCUUGUAAUCAAACAGCUUGAUUUCAAUGCCAAGAAAAGGGAUGAGGAGCCUUUGCUUUAAUCCUAAGACUCCUUCCUUUUCUGUCUCCCCUCGUUCUUCACCUUCCAGAGGUUCUGAGCUUUCCUCGAGCACCACUCCUCGCCGUAGCUUCUCGGAGUCCGUCAUGGAGCAAACGUUGGAGACCGCUGCGGCUAUGAUCAUGAAGUGGAACCCUGAUACUUCCAACUAUGCAUCUGUCACCUCUCUCUUUUAUGAAAAUAAAAGAGAAGCCUUGCAGUUCUUGAAGUGUGUUGCUGACCUACAGAAAUCCAUGCACUUGUUAGCCACUGAAGAUUCCACCGAAAAUAGACUUAUCAGAGCGCAGACCCUUAUGCAGAUAGCUAUGAAGCGUCUUCAGAAAGAGUUCUAUCAAAUUCUUUCCAUGAAUCGCGCCUAUCUUGACCCUGAAUCUGUGUCUACUAGAUCCUCCCGCGCUUCUGCUAGAUCAAGCACUUCCGAUUACGAAGAUGAUGAGGAUAAUGAUGUUCAUGCUGCAGGUGAUUCCAUCUCUGAAGUUGAGCAAGUGUCUUCGGCUGCCAUGUCGGAUUUACGGUCUAUUGCGGAGUGCAUGAUUUCAUCUGGAUAUGCUAAAGAAUGCGUCAAUGUAUACAAAAUAAUUCGGAAAUCAAUCAUCGACGAAGGCAUUUAUCGUCUAGGCAUCGAAAAAAUGACCUCAUCGCAUGUCAACAAGAUGGAUUGGGAAACACUUGAUUUGAAAAUCAGCAACUGGUUAGAAGCAGUAAAGAUUUCCAUGAGGACACUCUUCAACGGCGAGAGAAUUCUCUGUGACCAUGUCUUCGCAGCCUCCGAUUCCAUCAGAGAAUCUUGUUUCUCUGAAAUUUCUAAAGAAGCAGCACUUCUCCUCUUUGGAUUCCCCGAGCUUGUAGCCAAAAGCAAGAAAUCACGGCCAGAUAAAAUAUUUCGUGUGUUAGACAUGUACACUGCAAUCUCAGAAAACUGGAUGGAAAUCGAAUCCAUCUUCUCAUUCGAAUCAAUUUCAGCCGUUAGAUCACAAGCUCUUUCUUCACUUGUAAAACUCAGCGAGUCGAUCCUCAUAUUGCUAUCCGAGUUCGAGUCUACCAUCCAAAAAGACUCCUCAAAAACGGCAGUGCCUGGUGCAGAUAUUCAUCCACUAACAAUCUACGGAAUGCAUCACCUAACUCUCCUCGGCGAUUACAGUAAUUUCCUCUCGGAUAUAAUCUCCGACUGGCCUCCGCCCCCAAAAACUUCCCUGCCAAAGUCAUUCCUCGACAGUCCAGAAUCCGUUGAUACGCCGGCGCCGCCGAUGUCCGUACGUUUCGCUUGGCUAACACUUGUUCUUUUAUGCAAACUCGACGGCAAAGCUAAGAGUUAUAAAGAUGUAUCUCUCUCUUAUCUCUUCUUAGCCAAUAAUCUACAAUAUGUUGUAAAUAAAGUACAGACCUCAAAUCUCCGUUAUUUGCUGGGCGAGGAUUGGCUUGCAAAGCACGAAACCAAAGUAAAGCAGUUUGCAGCGAAUUACGAACGGUUAGCAUGGGGCCACCUGUUUGAUUCACUUGCGGAGAAUAAUCCAAAGGUCCCAAUUUCUCCGGAGGCAGUAAGAGAGAGUUUCAAGAAAUUCAAUUUGAGGUUUGAAGAGGCGUACCGGAAGCAAAGUAGUUGUAUCGUGUCGGACCCGAAACUCCGAGAUGAGAUAAAGAUGUCUAUUUCCCAGAAGGUAGUGCCGGUUUACCGCGAGUUUUAUGAGCAACAAAGGAGUGUUAUCGAGGGAAAUAGAAAUGUGAGGUUAUGUGUCAGAUAUACACCUGAUGAAGUUGGGAAUUACUUAUCGGAUUUGUUUUUCGGGGUGGUUGAGUCGGGGAGUUCUCUGUCAUCUUCGAUUUCAUCCACUACGACAUCGUCUUCGUCUCAUCAACGGCGUUCACGAUUGUCAAAUUGAGAACUUUACAGAAUAUUAUUAUUUUUUUUUCUUUUUAA
Messenger RNA from Ricinus communis (castor bean), 2083 nucleotides. Its product is annotated as exocyst complex component EXO70H1. Gene Ontology annotation, cellular component: exocyst. Gene Ontology annotation, molecular function: phosphatidylinositol-4,5-bisphosphate binding. The transcript has a single exon. Bases 114 to 2045 code for a protein of 643 amino acids. Lineage: Eukaryota; Viridiplantae; Streptophyta; Magnoliopsida; Malpighiales; Euphorbiaceae. Gene Ontology annotation, biological process: exocytosis. The record is from RefSeq and is a predicted model, not a curated record.